Etheostoma cragini (Arkansas darter) is the source of this 8798-nucleotide messenger RNA. RefSeq names its product centromere protein F (gene cenpf). NCBI's taxonomy places the organism in Eukaryota, Metazoa, Chordata, Actinopteri, Perciformes, Percidae. Gene Ontology annotation, molecular function: dynein complex binding; transcription factor binding; microtubule binding. The transcript has 38 exons. The record is from RefSeq and is a predicted model, not a curated record. Gene Ontology annotation, cellular component: nucleus; chromosome, centromeric region; spindle pole. Gene Ontology annotation, biological process: regulation of G2/M transition of mitotic cell cycle; mitotic cell cycle; metaphase chromosome alignment. Bases 121 to 8637 code for a protein of 2838 amino acids.
AUGGCCACAGAGUUGAGUGAAUUGCGGUUUGUUCCGGUGGCGUUUGAAUUUUUCAAGAACAACCUAACCAACAGUCUAGUACAAAAGCAUCGCCAUCGCGCCCAAAUCAGGUUAUAAACCAUGAGCUGGGCGGUGGAGGAGUGGAAGGAUGGACUUCCAGCGAAAGCCCUGCAGAAAAUCCAGGAGAUGGAAGUCCAGCUGGACAAACUGAAAAAGGACAGGAACCAGAAACAGUUUCAGUUGGACUCCCUAGAGGCCGCCCUGCAAAAACAGAAGCAAAAGGCGGACAGUGAACGUACCGAGACCUCGGCUCUGAAAAGAGAGAACCAGUCGUUACUAGAGUCGUGUGAUUCUCUGGAGAAAGCUCGUCAAAAAGCUGUCCAUGAUCUAGGAGUCAAAGAGCAGCAGGUGAGCUACCUGGACGGUCAGCUGAACUCCUGCAAGAAGACAAUAGAGCGACUGGAGCAGGAACUUAAGAAGUACAAAAAUGAACUGGAUCGUUCGCAGCCUGCUGGCUCCUCCUCAUUGUCAUCUUCGUCCUCUGAUCUUCAGCCCUACACUACACCCAAGAAAAGUUUCCCUACCCCGGCUCCAGUCCCAUUCUACGGACAGCAGGAUAACAGACUAGAUGCGCUUCAAGUGAAAUACAGCCAGGAGUUGGAAGAAAGGAAAAGGCUGGAGACUGAACUCAAAGUCCUGCAGGUCAAACUGUUGAAUCAGUCCUCAGUCAGUGUAAGCCACAAAGACAUUGCUGCCCGCCAAGCUGGAUCUUCCAUAUUCCCAUGGCAACAGCAGGAUCAGGCCCACAGCCGCCAGUCUCAGGAUGCAAUGGAAACGCCUCUGAAGAGGCGGGGAAUGUCCCUGUGGGACGCCCACGAGGAGACGCCUAUUAAGACCAGCCAGCGGAUUAGCUCUUCCAGAACAGUGCCGAGCCCCUGUGGAUCCUCCCAACAGAUGGAGCAGCUGAAGACCAUCAACCAAGAACUGCGUGGCCGUGUGUCAGAGCUGGAAAGGAAUCUGUCCACUCAGGAGAAGGAAAUUCGCAACCAGGCCUCCAAGCUGCAGGAACUGCAAACCCAACUGAACCAGGCCCGUAAAGACCUGAAUGAACGGGAUAGAGAUGUGGCUAAGACCAGCCAAGAGCUGAAUCAGGCCACAGACAAACACCAGCAGAUUGUGGCCAAGUGUUCAUCAGUUGAGCAGAAGCUGAAACAAGUCUCAGAGGAGAUGAGCUGUCAAAGGCACAACGCUGAGAGCUGCAAACGAGCCCUGGAGCAGAAACUCAAGGACCAAGAGAGAAACGGUCAAAAGGAGCUUGCUCAGCUGCAGACUUCUCACCAGGCUUUGGAACAGCAGCUGAACCAGACCAGAACCAAGCUAACACAAGAGAUCCAACAGUCCAAAAAAGACCACAACGUACUGCAGGCUGACAUGGAGAAGAUGUGCUUCCAGAAGAGUCAAAUGGCAAAGGAGUUGGAGGAGCAGAAACAGAAACUGCUGAGGUCAGAGCAGAGCCUUCAAGCCAGCCAGACUAAAGAGCAAGACCUCCGCAAGAAAAUGGAGGAGCUGCAGAAAGAGAAGAACAGUGUGACUGUCCAGUUGGACCAGAGCAGCCGGCGUCUGUGUCAGCUGGAGGAUGAGAAGAAGAGCGCAGACCAGAGCUUCAAACGCGCCCAGGGAUUAUUAGAUGACCUCAAAGGCAAAUCAGAUGGGCAGGCGGAGGAGCUGAAAAGACUUCACACUAAACUGGAACAGCAGAUUCAGACUGCGGCCCGGGAGUUGGACAACUUGAAGAAGACCCUUUCUGAUGCAGAGACCAAAAAUGACAGAUCUCAGAGUGAACUGCAGAAACAUAAGCAAGAGAUGGAGAAGCUGACCAACAGAUUGACAGUAAUCGAAAAGGAGAGCCGAGAGCUUAAAUCCAGUCUGGCUGCAAGUCAGAAUGACUGUAAGGAACUGAAACAAGAACAUCAAGCUCUGCUGGAGUGGAAGAAAGAAAAGGAGACCUUAAUAAAUCAAACUGAGGCAGUGCAAAAAGACCUCACUGACAAAAUUGCCAACUUGGAGAACAGUCUUAUCUCACUGAAUGAGGUUAAUGACGACAUCAAGAAACAGCUCUCAAGCUUAGAGGGAGACAAGGCCAGCCUGUCUGCUCAAAUUGAUUCCUUGAAGGGAGAACUCCUCAACAAGAGCACAGAGUUGGAGGAGAGGGAGCAUCAGCACAACAAGCUCCAGUCUAAACUCUCCGAGGCCGGACAGAAGCAAACCAAAGACCUGGAGAAUGUUGCUGUGCAAGUGGCUCAGCUUGAAGCACAGGUCAAAGGGCUGGAAUUGCAGUUGCAAAAGAAAAUGACUCAAGCAGAGCAGGCUGAGAGGACAAUCACAGAGCUGCAGGCCGAACACCAGGCAGCCUGCGACCUGGCUCGCUCCAAAGACCAGCUGGUUGAGUUGGGCCAAUCAGAGAUCAACCAGCUGAGAGAGAGCAUCGCUCAGGCCACUGCACAGCAGGAGGAGCAAACUGCCAGGUUGGCAGACGAGAAGGCUGUGCUGCUGAAGCAGUGUGAGGAGAGUAUUUCAGCAAAGGUUGAAGAGGCCGAGCAGCUCAAGCUGCAGUUGGAGGAGGCUCAGCAAGAGCUGCUGCUCACCAAAAACAAGGUCAGUUCUACGGAUCAGUUCCUAAAGGCCCAGGAGCAACUGGGAGCUGAGUUGCAGAAACGAAUUAAGACACUGUCAGACAAUGAAGAGGAGCAAAAAAAGAUGCAUGAGAAGAAAUCAGAAGAGCUCAGACAGUUGGAGGAGGAGCUGCAGGAUCUUCGGAGCCACACAGCAGAGAAGGAUAAGCAGCUCAGAGAGGCGGAAGCUCAGGUUUUGUCUCUGGAGAAACAAAAAGCUAGGCUGGAAAAUGUAGUUCAAGAGACAAAGAAAGAGGCUGAGAACCUCCAGCAGGCUCACACUGAGAAGAUCAACAACCUUCUGGAGCAGAUAUCUUCCUUAGAAAAAGAGGUCACAGAAAGCAGAGAUGCAGCAGAGAUGCUUCCCGUCUUGAGGAAUGAACUGGACGUGGCCAACCAGUCCCAUGCUGACCUAAAGAAGCAUCUAGAAGCUCUUGAGAAAAAUCACUCCUACACUAUUAAGAUCAAGUCCAACUUGGAGAACACAGUGACGGAGAAAAUGAGUGUGAUUGUUACUUUGGAGAAAGAGAUCAAAGAGCUCACAGAGAAGAUGAGCAAAGAGUCAGAGAGUCGUGCUUUGGAGGUUGAACAUUUCCUCAACGUAGAGAAUAUUCUCAAAGAGAAGCUUGAAGCCACUAAGAAAUCAGUGUCUGCUGCUAAAACCGAAUUAAUUUCUCGACGGGAGGAGAUUAAAACCAUGAAGACAACUCUGUCGGCUGCUUCACACGGCUUAGAGGAGAGGGACAACUUGAUAAAGAGUCUGAAGGAGAAGCUGAAUAAAGCAGAGACAGAGCAGUCCAAAACCUUAGAGCUCCUGAAGGAAAAGAUGGUUGCCAUGAACAAAAUCAAGGUGCAGCUGGAGAUGCUGCAAAUGGACCUGGAGGACAACGAGACUGCCAUGAACUCUUUUGACAGUCAGGCAGAGGAGCUGAAGGGAACCAUAAAGUCACUGGAGGCUAAUCUAGCCCACCACCAAACCAAGAUGUCUGACAUGGAGGCCAGGCUGGAGGACAGCAGAGCCCAGGUCUCUGUCUUAGAAGGCCGGUUGGAGGAGGUCCAAUCUCAGAACUCAGUGCUGGAGACACAGUACAUCACAGCUAGGGAGGAGCUGAUGGAGAGAAGCUGUGAAAUAACUCGUCUGGAAGAGGACGCUGUCAAACAACAACAGCUGGAGGAGAGGGUUAUUGCUUUAGAGUCUAAACUAAGUCAGACCACAGAGGAAAAUGUCAAGUUAGAGACAACUCUCAGGCAGGUAAUCGAGGACAAAGACCGUAAUCUUAACCAAUUACAACAAGAAAAAAACAACCUUGAGACUACUUUGAAACAGGUAACAGAUGACAAAGAGCAAGUAGAAACUAAAAUGAUUGAAGUAUCUGCAAAGAAGAAACAGCUGGAAUCCAGUUUAGACAAGCUAUCUGAGGAGAACAAACAACUGCAGGCCAACAUUCAGCAGUUAACUGAAGACAAGCAGAAUAUCGAUCAAAUGACUGCAGAGAAACUUGAAGCUGAAUCCACCCUUAGGCAGGUUGUCGAGGAGAAAGCCCAACUAGAUGUUUCCCUCAAUCUGAUAAACGAGGAAAAAGUCCAACUCAAAGCUAAACUAAGUGAGCUAACGUCCGAGAAAAAUAACUUGAUCUCUAACUUGAAUCGAGUAGUUGAGGAAAAGCUUCAGCUGGAAAGGAACUAUAACCAGCUGGAUAAAGAGAACAUUAAACUACAGUCUAGUGUAAGUCAUGUAACGGAGGAGAAGAUGCUGUUACAACAAAGCAUAGAGAGGCAUGAAGAAGAGGUGGCUUCACUUACAGAGCAGCUGGAGAUAAGCAGCAAGAGGACUGAUCAGGAGAACCGAGAGAGGCGCCAACAGUUUGAGGCAGAGCAGGCAGAACUGAACCAGAAGUUGGCGGGCUUACAGAAAGAUCUGACCAUGUUCAAGCAGCAGUAUGAGUCACUGCAGGAGCAGGCGGGCCAACAACACAGCCUCAUACAGCAACUCUUAGAAUCGCAGGGAACCCAGAACCCAGCAGAAAAAAUCGACCACAUGGAGACUGAGGAAAAGGAUACUGCCGCAGAAGCAGCAGGGCAGACUGAUGUAGAGCCAACACUUGACACAAGCACCAAUACUGAGUCCCUUCCAGUAAAAGAACAGCUCAGCCCUAUUGUGUCUGAACUGGGUGAACUUUCCCACCAGUCUGACGAGGCGUUCAGUGAGCCAGAUCUGGUGUUUAAGGAGGACGUCGUUGAGCAAGAGAUGAACAAGGAACAUCUGGACAAGGAAAGGGAGGCACAUGUGGCCGAUGUUGAGGAAAUGAGGGGUCACAAGGAGCAGCAACAACAGCAAUCCUUAGAUCAGCUUCCUGAAGACAGCUGUAGUCCCAGAGAUAUUCUUGUUCGAACAUCUGAAAUCUCUGAGCUUUCUCUGUCAUCGUCCUCUGUUGGCGAGACCAGACAGUUAGAAUCCUCUGCGAUAGAGUCAUCCCAGGUACAAGGUGACCUCGACCACUUCACAGAAAUGAUCACAAAACAAGAAAUCCAGACCCUGCGCUCAGAGUUUGACCUACUGAGGUCCAACCUCGCACUGAGAAUGGAGUUGACCGCCGAACUGGAAGUCCAAGUUCAAAACUCAGAGAAGAGAGUUCAUGCAGCAGAGGAGGCGGCACAGGGUGCAGCGCAUAAGCUGACCAUCGCUUUGGAGGAAAAGAAAGGCCUCACGGACCAGUUGACUCAGCUGUCAGAAGAGAAGGACACAUUAACUCUACAGCUGCAAACAGCUAAAUUCCAGCUGGCUGAUGUUAUGGAGAUGCUGGAAGGACUGGAGAUGGCCAAAGGUGGGUGGGAUGAGAAAUUCCUUCAGCAGGAGAGUGAGCUGAAGAGGGUUCGCUCUGAGAAAGCCAACCUGGAGCAGCACAUCCUGGGCAUGGAGUCUGAGCUGGAGUCUUUGCAGGGGGAGAAGACCAAAUUGGGGGAUGAGCUGGAUAACCAGAGGAGGAUCUGUUCAGGCAUGGAGCAGCAGAUAGAAACACUUACUACCGAGCUAAACCAGUUGAGGACUGAACUCGUGUCCUGCGCCGAGGAGCGAGAUGACCUGAACAAGUCUCUGGGCCAAUGGAGAGAGAAAGUUCACAGUCGAGAGAAGACUGACUGUGACACCAGGAACCUAAUUUCCAUCCUGGAGGACGACAUCAGAGCAGGGAGAAAAGAGUAUGAAGCCCUGCAAAGCUGCAUGGAGAAAAUUAAGACAGAGAGGCAACAGCUGUUAGAGCAGAUUAAAGUGCUGGAACAGGAAAUAUCCCAACAGAGUGGAGAAAGAGAGGAGCUAAUCGGGCAGCUGGACAAGAUCAAAGAAGACCACACGUCGGCCAAUCACAACACUGAGUCCAUGGUCAGCAAGAUACAGGCUUUAGAGGGUGAAGUGUGUCGUCUCUCACAGUCUCUGGAGUCCUCUCUGCUAGAGAAAGGAGAGAUUGCCUCUCGUCUUAACUCUACACAAGAAGAGGUCCAGCAGAUGAAGACUGGCAUUGAAAAGCUCCAGGUCCGAAUUGAGUCGGAUGAGAGGAAGAAGAAGAAGAUGGGAGAGCUGCUCAAAGCUGCCCAGAGGAAGUCUGACUCACUGCAAGAUCGCAUUGAUGCUCUGGAGCGAGAGAAGGAAGAGGAAGAGCAAAGUCUAGAAGAAGCUGUACUACAGGCAGAAACAGCCAAAGCUGAGCUGGAGGAAGAAAGGGAGAAGGUGGAUGAGGAGAAACGAGAGCUUAGAGAGAGAUUAUCCGAGCUCUCAGCCACACUGGACAACCUGAGAUCUGAGAAAGAACGCAUGGAGAGAGAGCUAGAGACAAAAAACCGAGAGAUAGAAGAACUGAAGGGCGCUAAGGAGGAGCUGGAGAGAGGUUUGGAGAAGGCAGAGGUAGAUAGAAGAGAGAAAGAGGAAAGACAGAAAUGUAGGGUAGAAGAGCUGAAGAAUGAAAUGAGAGAGGAAACAGGGAAGCAAACCAGACAAGUGGAUGACCUUCAGGCACAGCUGGAAGCCUCUCGGCAGAGAGAGAUCUCCCUUGAACAAAAGGGUGCAGAAACAGAAGGGGAGAAAGAGAGGAUGCAGGCUCUGCUGGUAGAGAUGGAGAAAGAGAAAACGUGUCUGCAGUCUUCUCUGGAAGAGUGGCAGACAGAAGGAGAGAGGCUCCGCUCUCAGAGAGAGGAUUGGGAGAAAGAGAGGAACAACCUGAGGACCAGUAUUGAGGCUUUGGAAGAUGAAAUUAAGGAGCUUAAAACACUUCUAAAAGCUAAAGAGGAAGAGAGAGAGAUGCUGGAGACAGAAGCAGAUCAGGGACGCACCUCAGUAAAAUCCAUUUUGUCUCUAAUGGCAGAGAAAGAACAGAUAGAAGAAGAAAAUAGAAGGCUGGCAGAGGAAAAAGAGAAACUGCACUCAACCCUGUUUUCAGUGGAACAAGAGAGAGGUAACCUGCGUUGCAGUCUCACAUCUGUAGAAGAAGAGAAAGGAAAACUGGAGCAAGCAAGGGGGCUGUUAGCUGAUGAGCGAGAGAAGCUCAUGUCUAGCCUCUCCUUGAUAGAAACGGAGAAACGCGACAUGCAGCAAACUCUUUCUUCAUUAAAGGAAGAGAAGGAAAGAAUAGAGGCGGAGAAGCAGCAGUUUGAGGUGGAUAAACAAGAAUUGCAGUCUUCCCUCUCUUUGAUUGAAGUUGAGAGAAAUAAUCUGUCUUCAGCUCUUUCUUCCCUGGAACAAGAGAAGCAAAGAGCAGAAGAAAAGAAAGAUAAACUAACAGAAGAACAAGAGACCCUUCAGUCUACAGUUGCCUCCAUGGAGAAGGAGUUGGAAAAAUCCAAGUGUUCUGCUUCACAGCUUGAAGAGCAGGUGUCGGAGCUAACAUCUGAGGCUGCUCGUCUGUCUAAAGAGAGGGACUCUGCCCUGAGCAAGAUGACGCUUUGGAUGAAAACUUGCAAACAGCUGGAGCAGGAGAAGCAAGAAAUGUUAAACAGCUCAGAGGGCCGAGAGAGCAGCGAGGCCGUGCAGACUGAGCUGAAUCAGCUGAAGGGGGAAGCAGAGAAGAGAGAGAAGGAAAUGGAAGACCUGGAGACUGCCUUGCAGCAGAAGAGGCUGGAGGCAGAGGAAAAAACUAAGGUGGUGGAAGAACUUGAGGCUGCCCUCGAUGGAAGGAAGAAGGAGUUAGAAGAGAGAAACGGAGAGCUGGAGGUGAUGAAGAGCGAGUUGGAUGAACUAAACAAACUCCUGGAGGAGAAAAGCAGCGAGGCAGAUGAGAACAUUGAGAAAUACUGCAACCUGAUAGUUAAAGUCCACAAACUGGAAGAGACCAAUGAUGCACUGACGACCCGGCUGGAGCAGCUCACUGCUAGUCGACAUGCUAACGAAACUAACAUCAACCCUAGCAGCACUGACGGUACUCACCGCCGGCGCACAGGAAGGAAGUCCUCUUCCAAACAUCAGGAAGAACAACCGGAUCACAAUACUGAGAACACAGCUCCCUCAACACCACAGAGGUCUCCUCAGGGGUCAUCUUCAAUGAAACGGGCCCAUCGUGACAUCAGUAAUAAAGACAGUGCCCAGGAAGCCCUGCACAACCUGACAAAAAAGAUCAAAGCCAGCACGACUACACCAAAACCGAGACCUGAACAGGAAGAGGAGGAGUUCAGACCAGAAGGACUUCCUGAGCUGGUGCAGAGGGGUUUUGCUGAUAUACCCAUGGGGGAGGCCAGUCCCUUCAUCAUGAGGAGAACGACGGUGAAGCGCUGCAGUCCUCGACUGGCUGCCAGACCGACUGCAUCUGUAUCUGAUGCCAAGAUUUUGGCCUCCUUACCUUUCCAGAGUCCCUCUGCUGAGAGCUUCAACAGGAAGUGUCUCUCCCCGAGUGGUGAGGAGAAACCUACGCGUGGUUCACUAAGUUCACACACGAUUUCAGAGCAAAAAGAUAAACAAGAAGACAACUGUCACGUCCAAUAGAUUGAUGUGUAUACACACACACACACACACACAUUUAAUAUACUGUCUUGCACCUGUGAUUUAUUUGUAGAAAUGUGCACAUGUACACUCAUAGAUACACAAAAUAUGAACACUCCACUUUUUCUUUAUUUUUAAUUUUUUUCUAGACACUUAGAGUAAGA